AUGUAUCGCCAGAUUUUGGUAGAUCCUAACCACAGAGAUUAUCAACGCAUAGUAUUUCGCUUUUCUCCUAAGGAUGAGAUAUUGGAUUUGCGCGUUAGGGUCUUAUGUUUUGGGUUGAACUGCGCGCCUUAUCUGGCCCUACGAACUGUUCGCCAAUUAGUAGAAGAUGAAGGGAAGAUGUAUGCGGCAGCUUCCACGGCUUUAUUAGACGAGACCUAUAUUGACGAUAUUUGUACAGGCAGUGAUUCCCUGGAAAAUGCGCUCGAGUUAAAGGACGAAUUGAAUAGUCUGUUAGCCAAGGGAGGUUUUCAAUUGCGGAAGUGGUCUAGUAAUAGCGCUGAAUAUGAGGCAAUUACCCAUCACUUUUUACCCGGUCACGCCCCACACAUGGGAGGUUUAUGGGAGGCUGGGGUCCGGUCCGUAAAAUCUCACCUCAAAAGGGUAAUCGGUGAUCAGAUUUUAAAUUAUGAAGAAUUUUAUACCCUUCUUGUUCAAAUAGAAGCUGUGCUCAAUUCUCGACCUCUCACACCAAUCAGUUCAGAUCCUAAUGAUCUGUCAGUGCUAACUCCCGGGCACUUCUUAACAUUAGAACCCUUUAGUGCCGUUCCUGAUGACGAUUAUGCGAAUGUCAAAAUAAAUCGUUUGAAAAAAUGGCAUCUAAUUCAGCAAAUGAUUCAACAUUUCUGGCGUCGAUGGAAGAAUGAAUAUUUAAAUACUUUGCAACAGAGAAAUAAAUGGUUGAAAUCUUCUAAUAUGCCCAUAGAGGGUUCGCUUGUACUUAUCAAAGAUGACAUUCUUCCUCCCUUGAAGUGGGACCUCGGACGAAUUGUAAAAUUAACUCCCGGUCGAGAUGGCGUUUGCCGUGUGGCUGAUGUUAAAACCAAAUCCGGAAUAAUACAACGACCUCUGAACAAAUUGAGUCCCUUACCACUAGAAACAUGUUCUACCGCUGAUGAUGUCCGCUGAACAAUACAUACUUUGAUUUCAAUUUUUUUUUUCUCGUAGAAUAAUUUCUCAAAUUAAAGCAACUCAUAUUUUUUUUUUUUUUUUUGGGGUUAAGGUUCAUUAUAUUCCCCUUGGGGGGGGAGUAUGUUCCGUAACCGCGGAAUUCUUAAUUUAAAAUUUGGCUUUAGAGACCUUUCACAGUUGUUUUGUUUCUUUUUCGAGUUUCAUUUUUGUUGUUUUUCACUUUUCUGCUGGCCAACGUCUUGCGCCGGAGUGAAGCGUGCACGUAUAUGCGCGGUGCUCGCCUGUGACGUUUUUUUGAAAAGACGAAAUUGAACGGUCGAACAGAUGUCCUAAUUAAUUAUUAAUCGCUGUGUUCCGCAUGAUACGCAAUUUUCCGAAAGUGGAUAAAAUACGUGAGAAAAUCACAAAUAUUUCGCUGUGAACGCUAAAUAUCUAUAGUUUUCGAUAGAUUGAAACGCGCAGAAGGUGUUUGUGCGGUUUUGGGUGUUCUUCAAGAGUUAGCUGCGGAUGCAGAUAAGAAGGGCCCUUCCAGACUCCAUCAUCUCAAUCCAUAAG
This is a messenger RNA of Coccinella septempunctata (seven-spotted ladybird), 1524 nucleotides long. RefSeq lists its product as uncharacterized. Gene Ontology annotation, molecular function: nucleic acid binding. Lineage: Eukaryota; Metazoa; Arthropoda; Insecta; Coleoptera; Coccinellidae. The transcript has 2 exons. The coding region runs from base 1 to 966 and encodes 321 amino acids. The record is from RefSeq and is a predicted model, not a curated record.